Molecule: messenger RNA, 1722 nt
Organism: Haliotis rubra (blacklip abalone)
Lineage: Eukaryota; Metazoa; Mollusca; Gastropoda; Lepetellida; Haliotidae
Product: dnaJ homolog subfamily B member 14-like
Biological process (GO): cellular response to misfolded protein
Cellular component (GO): endoplasmic reticulum membrane
Molecular function (GO): Hsp70 protein binding
Source: RefSeq, a predicted model, not a curated record
GAUCCAAGAUGGACGGGAAUAAGGAUGAAAGUAUACGGUGUGUCAACAUCGCUCAAAAAUACAUCACUGCGGGUGAAAAUGAGAAAGCUAUUAAAUUUCUGAACAAGGCCUUACGUCUCUAUCCACUUGAAAAAGCUAAAGUCUUGCUAAAUGAUUUACAAAACAAUGAGGGGAGUAGAGGUGGAGGAGAACCCCGGCCCAAGAAUGCAGAGGGCAUGCGGCAGAGAACAAGGGGAGGCGCCGAUCAGAAAGAAAAGGCAGAAAAUAAAGAAAAUGAACCCGCCGACUACACACAAGAACAGCUGCAGCUGGUCAAACGGAUAAAGAAAUGCAAAGACUACUACGAGAUCCUGGGAGUAAGCAAGGAGGCCACAGAGACAGAUCUGAAGAAAGCCUACAGAAAGCUGGCCUUGCAGAUGCACCCAGACAAAAACAGCCCUGGAGCCACAGAAGCCUUCAAGGCUAUUGGUAAUGCAUUUAGUGUACUGAAUGACCCCUCCAAGAGGAAGAAGUAUGAUGUGUAUGGUCCAGAGACAGACACCUCUCACAGCCACGCACAUUCGGACUAUACACAUGGUGGCUACGAAGGGGACAUAUCGCCUGAGGAGCUCUUCAACAUGUUCUUUGGUGGAGGAUUUCCUUCAACAGGUACCACACACUACCGGCGGAGUCGGCAUGCACACCACACACACAACUUCUACACAAGGGACACACAGUCAGAGAGUGGCUACACCCUGUUCCUGCAACUGACGCCCAUCUUGUUGCUCAUUUUCCUCUCUAUCCUCAGCAGCUUCUUCGUCAGUGACCCUGUGUUCAGCAUGCACCGCACAGAUAAAUAUUCUGUAGAACGGAAAACAUACAAUCUAAAAAUCCCUUAUUAUGUAAAAGAGGAUUUCCGACCCGAAUAUAAAGGUGAGAUGCGUCGGAUAGAGAGAAAUGUGGAGGAAGAAUACAUAGGGCAACUACGAGGGAACUGUUGGAGAGAGCGGAGUUAUAAGGAAAAUCUCUUAUGGAAAGCACGUAAUUACGGAGAUGCCAAGUUAUAUCAGCGUGCCCAGGACUACCAAACCCCAUCAUGUGAUCAGCUUCAGAAGCUGUACUCUUGAUCAAUAGACAGGAUAGGAACCUCCGGCAGUCAACCUGGCAGAGACAGCAUUGUACAGGGGACACACAGAGCCCUCACACUGACACACACAUACAUGUUAUGUUGCUCUCAAGUUCAGAUAGAUACAUUGUGAUUGUUGACAGUGUCAUGCCUGAAGAUGCAGCAUGAUUCUGUAUUUCCUCUCUCAUGACGAUUUUGAGGAAAUUGGUCUAAUGUCCAUUCAAAUUUCUAAAUUUACAAUGUAAAUAGAUAGAUAUAUAUGGACUGUCAGAUUGUUAAACAUCCAGAGUUGAUUGUUUGUGUCGCUCCCAUUAUGAAGAUUAUGCCACACCAUUUUUCACCCCCUUUUGGAUUAUCUACAGGACGUUUGAUGGGAAGAAAAUUAAAACAAUUGUUUGUUUCUCUCGGUUUCUCAUUAAUUAAGGGUUAGCUUGUAUGAAAAAAUAACCAAAUUCAGAAUUUGUUUUUCUAUUUCACAAAACUUUAUCAGUGGAUCAAUAAGCAAGUGAAAAAAAACAGUGUGGCCUUAUCUGGUGACAUGUGUUUAGUGCCUUUCACCUGGAGGCACCAUCCUGUGUCAGUUGUCUGUGGGUGUUGUGGAACUAGAGGGACGAAAA